Messenger RNA from Populus euphratica (Euphrates poplar), 528 nucleotides. RefSeq names its product probable LRR receptor-like serine/threonine-protein kinase At1g53430. Gene Ontology annotation, molecular function: protein kinase activity; ATP binding. Gene Ontology annotation, biological process: protein phosphorylation. Bases 1 to 528 code for a protein of 175 amino acids. The record is from RefSeq and is a predicted model, not a curated record. The transcript is spliced from 3 exons. Lineage: Eukaryota; Viridiplantae; Streptophyta; Magnoliopsida; Malpighiales; Salicaceae.
AUGCUUGAUAACUCUCUUACGGCCAAGUUGUCUGACUUUGGAUUGGCAACGCUUUGUGAUGAGGAAGAUCCAUUUAUGGCCAUCAAAGCAAAAGGGUCGCGAGUUUACAUGGCACCUGAGUAUUCAAUGGGAAAAGCAAUAACUGUUAAAGCUGAUGUUUACAGUUUCGGAGUUGUCCUACUCGAAAUAGUUAGCGGGAAAGUUAGUGCAGAUUACACACCAAACCAAGAAGCUGAGUUUCUUCUGGAUAAAGCUAGUGUUUUGCACUAUAAGGGAAGAAUCCUUGACUUGGUGGACAAGAGAUUAGCAUCCAGUUACGACAGGAAGCAGGCUCUAACUGUUUUGCUGUUAGCAAUGAAGUGCGUUAAUCUGUCUCCUACUCUCAGGCCUAAAAUAUCUGAAGUCAUCAGUGUACUUGAAGGUGAGAAAAGAAUCGAUGAGAUUUUCGAAGGUGAUACUCCAUCAGCAAAUAUUGGAGGACUGUGCGGUGCGUGUUCCAGGGUGUUGGAAAUAGAGCCAAUUUCUUAG